UUCGCCAGAGGUGGAUUCAACGGAGCGAAGCCAAGCGGCGAGGGCGGGAAGGCAGUAGCAGUUGAAGCGUAGGGUACCGUGGAGACGCGGGGAGUACCGACCGAGGAAGAUGUCGAUGUCUCUUGUCGUACUCAACUGGGUGAAUCGAAGACGUCUGAUCGUCUUCAUCUUCUGGUAUUCACUCUUCAUGCUAAUGGGCAUGGCCUACUACUCCCAUGUCCACGUCAGAUGGAAGGACGAUUCGCAUCUCCUGCGAGUCUACAACUCCAUCUUCCUACCCACCCCUUCACCACUGCUAAGAAAACAUUAUUUAAAACUCCCGGUCGAGAACCUUACAGUGCCAUUGUUCCUUCAAAACAUGAAUGACAUCCAAUUGCGGACGGCGCGGUUAAAACUGGAUGCCAACCCGCCCGAUGUGGUCGCCUAUGAGAGAACUAAAUUUGAUCUACUCGAGCUAUUGAACAGCAAUCUCAGCCAGUUCCUUUUAAAAGAACCCUCCGUGCAGGUCCAAAAUUUAAGCAACUCUCUACGGCGAGUUAAAAAUGCUCUUUUAGGUUUCAAUGAUUCAAGGACUACUCCCGGAUACGGGGACAUUAAUAGUCUACUCAACUCAUCGUUAGGUAAUACGUCCUCCAUGGUCGACAAGGCGAUGCUGUCGCAGAGCGACCAAUUUAAGAAUAGUUCUUAUUUGAUAGCGGCACUUGAGAAGAAUAUGCAGAAGAUUCGGGAGGAGACCGAGAUCAGUCUGAAACGGCUGCUCGAACUCAACGAGAUCAUCAACGCCCCGAACGAAACAUUCUCGAAAGAUCUGUCCAUGCACGCACUCGCCAGUCAGUCGGAACUCGCCAGAUUAAGGAAUCUCAGUGAUACGUAUGCAUUGAAUAGAAGCCGUUCCCAGAAGGGCUCCCCGGAGACGGCUUCAUCCAGCCGGAACCAAAGUCCGGUUCCUCGAGAACUGCCCGCCAGUAGGGCCUUUGGCAGUGUGCCGAGUGCUCUGGGGGGAUCCUCAGUCUUGAGAUACCCGAAGGGGAGUGGGGAGGUCGCAGCACAAAGUGCGACAAGAGCCGCUGCAGAUAGGGUGAAACCAAAGGCUGUAUACCGUCCACCAACACCUAUGCCUGAAGUAGAUGGUUACUACUUGCUAGAGACCAGAAAUAAAUUGCGUUUACGCUGCAAGUCCUGCGCCGUUGUCUCCAGCUCUGGCCAGCUCCAGAACCGAACGGCCGGCGCUGAGAUUGACAGCUACCCGUGUGUCAUACGCAUGAACAGCGCCCCCAUCAGCGGCUACGAGGACGACGUGGGAUCCAAGACCACGGCGAGGGUCAUGGGUCACGUCAACCUGGUGAAGUUGAACCAGAGCCAGUCUGACCAGCAUCAGAUCUUCGUGAACCAGUCGACGAGGGCGGAGCGACUGAUCAUCCCCUGGCUAUUCAACACCCGGGUGGACAAGAAGAAGGACAAACAUUACUCCAUCGCCAAGAACUUCUCCAAGACGUACACGGACACCCAGUUCUACAUGUUGUCCUCCACUAAGAUGGCGUUUGCUGAGAACCUCUUCCAGACUGACACAGGCAUAUCAAGGAAGGACGCCAAAACUUGGCUAUCCACAGGUUGGAUGACCCUCUUGUACGCUCUGGAUACCUGUGAUACAACAGAUGUGUUCGGCCUCAUUUAUGAAAGAUUUUGCGAGGAACAUCCUAAUGACACAACGCCGUAUCAUUACUACGAGUCGGACGGCAAGAAAGAAUGCGAGUACUACAUGCAGAGUGAGACCCAUCUCACCUCCGGCCACGUCUUCGUCACUGAGAAAGCCGUCUUCGCCCGUUGGGCCCAGAAGUUCAAUCUCAACUUUCGCUACCCGAGCUGGAACCUGACCAGGUCCAACAUCUCAGCCCCUCUGGACACCCCGUUCAUGAAGGCGUACAAGGAGGCGCAGCACAAUAAGACGCUACAGGGAAACACCGGAAGCAGAGCUGCGAGACGACACCACGUGUCCAACGGGAGGAGCAAGAAAGGUCCAUCGGUGAUCGGGCCCAAGACCAAGGAGGAUUCCGAGAAAGAGAAGUAUCAACGCUUCACCCACGCCGUCAUGUUCAUCGUCGCAAUCUUCCUUAGUCUGGUCGUCUUUCUUCUCCUCUUUCUGCUGGCAAGUUUGUUUGUCUUUUGCUUUUAUCUAUGAUAGUCAAAUAGAAUUCAAAGAGUAACUUUAAAAAUAAAAAAAAAUUGGUACAAAUUAUUUGGCCUUCGGUUGAUUUUUUUUUCUUUUCUUUUUUUCGUCGUUUUUAUUUUUUUAUAACCUAGGCCCUAUGGACUCUCAGUUGGUCCAUGGGGCAUUGAGUUUGUAGCAGCUGCUAUUGUGCUUCUAAACAAGCUGCCUCAUAAUAUCGGUGGCAGCUUGAUGUUUUUUUUUAACCCAAACCGUCCCAGGCAUUUUUAAAUUGAAUCUGCCCCGAUUCCAGCUGUAUAGAUAUUCUCACUGGUGUAUUCUGUCAUUAAAUACCAAGGCGUGGGUUUCUUCGGCUAUGCAAUCCAUCAAAGUCUGGGAUCAUAUUAAAUCUUAUUAAGCUAGUCAGUAGCAAAUUGUUUUAACUGAAGGGAAAUGUUACUGGGGCACCAGUCCAAACAGUAUGAAUGAUAUGCGGAGAAACCUGUUUGAGUUCUUUAAUUUUUUAGCAAUUGUUUUUUCACUUUACUUCUUUUUAUUUUAAGUCUUUAUGGUGCUUAGAUCUAUGCCAGCUCUACACCAGGCCUGAAAUUACACACAAUGGCCUCCAUUGCCUCUUGGUCUGGUAACACUUCAAAUGUUUCCCGUUGACUUAAAGAUUUUCCAAUGGAAGUGCCAUUUUGCAAAAUGAAAAUGGCCUUGCCCUUUCGAGAAUGAAAUUCCAGGCCUGCUAUUCUGCCAAAUAAUAUGUUGGUUUUUAGAAAUGUGAAAAAAAAUACCUAGUCACAUUGAUUGAGGAGGGGCAGAUUCCAUCCAUCAUGAGAGAGCUGAAUGAAAAAAUUAAUAAAUAAUAUGCUCCCAAAUUGAGAAGAACAAACAAAUUAUAGCUUGUUAAUAUAAGCAAAUUAUGCACCCUAGAAACUGUGUACGUAGAUGUUGAAAUUGGGAUCUUCCUAGCAGCAACACUACAUAAAAUUUCAGUCAAUUCUUUCCACAUAUGUAACAUUUUGCACAUGUGGAAAUGUUAACACUAUAGUAGAGUUAUAAUUUUAUUUAUAAAAACUAUCUAGGGCAUGUUAUAGUACUGUUGUCACGUUUUUAUCUCAAUUCUCCUGAGGUUUGUUUUUAUUCUCAUGAAGAGCUGUAUUGUUUUUAAAAAAAAAACAGCUGCAUUGAAGUUGAUACAAUUUCCUCUCUUGCCAUGUAUUUUAGGAGAUUAGUUAUUAGAAUACUACAAUGUACGUUCUGUUACGAGCAUGUUACUGAUAAUUUUUCAAUACAAACAUAGAUUCUCACGGCUGAAAUGUCUGUUAGAACGGUUCACUGCCAUGCGUCCCUAUUUUCAAAUGCCACAUGCGUAUGAUUCUUAAAACCUAAUCUCUGUGUGGUUGUUUAAUCCCCUCUCGUCGUUUCAUCUUUCUCUUCUGCCCUUAAAACAUUGAGAGACAGAGGAAGGAUAAGAAGAAGGAAAAAAAUUGAUUGGCCGAGGCAAGAAUCGCUAAAACAUGCAUGAAGGUUUUUUUGUUUUGAUUUGUUCAUGCGCAGGUUUUUUUUCUUCCCAGUUUUGUUUUUGAAAACUAUCAAGAGUUAACAAAAAGAUUGGAAACAAAUUAUUAAGGAGUUGUAAAAUAAUCCUGUCUGCUCAAGUAGACAGAGGAAGGAUAAGAAGAAGGACAAAAUUGAUUGGCCGAGGCAAGAAUCGCUAAAACAUGCAUGAAGGUUUUUUUGUUUUGAUUUGUUCAUGCGCAGGUUUUUUUUCUUCCCAGUUUUUUUUUUUUGAAAACUAUCACGAGUUAACGAAAAGAUUGGAAACAAAUUAUUAAGGAGUUGUAAAAUAAUCCUGUCUGCUCAAGUAUCAUGGAUUUUAAUCCUCCAAGGUCUUGCCAAUAGGAAAAAUAUGUUUCAUUUGCCAUGUACAUGUAGUUGGAGAGAAUUUUGUUUUUGUCAUUUGGUACCUGUAGUUGAUGAUACAUUGCAAGCUUCCCUAAUGUACAUUAGGUACAUUAUCUGAAAGAUGGGGCUUCAAGAUCAAAUUAAGUUUUCAGAUGCACUUAUUUUCCAAUAGAUACAUGAAGUGUUCUCGAAUGAAAGUGGGGGAAAUUUUUGAGUAAGGAACGUCACAUUAAAAUGGUGUGAAAUGUCAAUGUAUGUCAUACUCUUUCAGAAUUUUUUUUAACAUGACGUGUUAAAAAAAAAAAAAAAAAAAAAAAAAAAGGUCUGUUCAAGGAGACUACUUUUGAGCCAGUUUAAAAGGUAAAAUGCAAUGCCAUUUAGAUUAAAAGUCAUCAAAAUUAAGCAAUAAACUGAACAUUCGUUGCUAAAAAAUGUACAGACCCGCAAUUGAAAUUCAGCGUCAUGGAACGUUGUUGGAUUUCAACAAAAAUUGCACUUGAAGGAAAUUAAACUUUGUGACAUUUGACAUCAUCAAUUCAAUCUAAGGUUAGAGGCUCGUUUUGUCCCCUCCAUUGUCAUGAGGGCUUUAUCUUUUUUGAUAAUGGGCGGAUCACAAAACUGAAGUUGAUCUUAGAGACCCUUCUUUUAAAUCAGUUGUCAACCAUCAAAGUGCAAAAUGCUAACUUCCUAUCAUCAUGCAGAUUGAUAUUGUUUUUCUCUCUCCAUCAUAAACUUCCAAGCUCCCUUCUCCAUGUGAGCUUUAGAGCAUGUGCUAAACUGUGACCACCUAACAAAGCCAAUCUAGAGAUUUAUAACGAACAAACUUAAUAUUAAGAAUGCACAAAUGGAGUCUGACCUACAUGUGUACAUGUAUGUUGCUCCAUCUAAUAAACGAUUAUGCACCAUUUUCAGGAAUUAUUCAUAAAUAUACUGCAAACACAGAACUGUUUUCAUAGCUUGAACUCGCAGAAGUAACUGGCAAACUCUAUAAAUUUCAUCCAUUUUAAAAUGUUUUUUUCUUUCUUUCAAGCAUUUAAAAGAGACCGGUUUUAUGUGCUGUAACCCAGUGUUUUCAACAAUCCCAUUAUUUCAAGCAUUCCAAAGAGACCGGUUUUAUGUGCUGUAACCCAGUGUUUUCAACAAUCCCAUUAUUUUUCCCUCUAUGUAGGUUUCUGUCUUGACCAUCUGAUGAAACAAGAGGUGCCUUAUCCAUAUUCCGGGGCCAACUGCUCAUCACAGUUGGUCCUGUGUACAUGGACAAAGGACCUUCUACCUACUGUAGAGGCCCCACAGUUAGCUUCAGCAGCCGUUCUGCCCAAUUAAAAAAGAACCCCCUAAGCUUGCUGAUAAUUUGGUGGGUAAGAAAAAAUACCAAGUUGGAAUGGUGCAUUUGAUCUAGGCAUUAAAGGUGGUAUCUGGUUUUGUUUCACCACCUCGCUUGCUUUUGUUCUCCUUACUUUCUACCCACCCCUCUCUGGAAAGUGGUAUCACCCUAACAGUUUCAUUUUUCCUGUUAACACAAGUUGGGCCAGGGUGGAGGGGAAACAAAACACCAUCCUGGUCUGAUCUUCAACUCUCACAUUUCAUAAUCAUCUGCUCUAGACCUUCACUUUGUGCAACUAACUCCUUACAUAUUUAACGGGUCAUCAUACAUAUUCAUUGUCUCAUCGGUUGACCUUUGACCGGUUGGGGCAAUCUGCAUGUUUAUGCAAAUGAUAAACGACACAAAUGACUGCUGCUGGAGGUCACCUGGGGUCACUGUAGUGUCAUCCCUGUAUGUCUUUUCCCAAGCAUGAUGUGUUUGUUUUUGAGUGGUUCUUGUACUCAGACUAAAUAAAACUCCCCCUUUUUUCUGAGGGAAAACAAAAAGUAAGGAAGCAUUUCAUGGUUUCCUUAAAAGCUCCUGCAAGUUAUACUUUCAGUUUGUGUUUGACAAGACUAACCUCAAUUGUUUUUUUUUAAUUUAAAAAAAACACAACAACAAUGAUUUGGAUUAACAGUGAGGCAUUUAAAGUGAGGCACUUCAUGUAUUAUUAUGACUUGCUCCACCAACAAUAGCAGUUACCAUGGUAACUAGGGACAACAAUACCUUACUUUCAUUUUCGAAUCAGUGGCGACCAAAGAUUGGUUGUAGUUCAAAAGUUUGCUUUGAAAAAAAAAAAAUGUAGAAAAUACUUCCGGGUUCUGUUAAAGCAAGUCACAAUAAUACAGGUGAAGCUUGACAUUUCCUUGUUUUAUUUUCCUUCGUCCUGUCUGUUUCGUUUCAUUUUUUAUUUGCCAAGCACUUGAACAACUAUUUGCCAAACCGGUUUAUGUACAAGUUUUUGUACUGGUUUCCUUUUUAUUUUUGAAGGCAACAUAUGUCUUUGGAUUAUGUUAUGUAUCCACACAGACGGUGUUUAUGAAGAAAAAAAACUUCUGAAACUAUGUUCUUACUUUUAAUAAUUCUUUCAUCAUAAUCCUCUGAUCAUGCGGAAUUUUUUUAAGUGCUCGGCAUGUUUUGGAUGAUCAUAACUAACAAAAAUUUUGGAAACGUUACUUCCCAUUUUCAGAAACAGUAUAAUUAUUUGAUUAUGUUAAAAUUCCUGCCGAAAGGGGUCUGUUAAGAACGACUCGUGCUUCCAAUUAUAAGAGGCUUGCUGUAUUGCAUGUUUAGGAGAAGGGGACUACAUUUGUCAGUAUUAACCACGUGUAAGUGUCUCACUCCAUCGGUUUCCAGGAUUACUAGCAUUGUUAUCCCUUAACUAAUAUUGUUAACUUUAACGCUAGUUGUGUUUUCAUCAGUUUUUUUUUUCCCCUUCUUUUUCUUCUUUUAUGGUUUAAGAUGACUGAAAUUAGAAUUGUAUCAUAUGUACAUGUGAGUACUUGUAGCUGGCCCAGUAUAUAUAGUUCACCAAAGAUUAACAACUUAAACAAAAAAAAACUGUACAGUAAUUAUUUAUUUUACAAUUUUUAAAGCGCCAAUUAGCUUUGUAGAAAUGACUAAUUUCUGUUGUGUAUAUGUAAAUAUGUUAAUGAGGGUAUGAAUUUGGUGAUGUUACACCUCAUGUUUUUUGUUAUUGCAUGGUCAGUUUCCUUCAGAGAUAUAUCGAGAAAUGUGAUAGUACUACCAUUCCUUUAACUUGUUGAGAUAUUUGACCCUUGACCGUUAAGGAGCAGUCACCGUGGCAGUAUCAUUGUCUAGUUGACUGACAUGGAUCACCUUCCAAAGCGGGGUGGGGUGGAUAAGUUACAUGAACACUACGGGGGCUCUCCGGCACCAGACCAAAUUGCCAGUAAAAUAUCAAGAAACGUUCCUCCUUACAUUCUUAGAAGCAAAAUUGAGAGUUUUUUUUGUUUGCUUGUUAUGAUUUGGAUCUCUGUCAAAAGCUUUAAGGAAUGGUAUUACAUCAGGGCCCAAUUUCAUAGAGCUGCUUAAGCACAAAAUUGUGCUUAAGCAAAAAAAAUCCUUGCUUAGUAAAAUCAGAUUACAUUUUGUUUGGUGAGAAAGACUUAUUGAUAUUUUUUGUAUUGAACAUUUUUGAAAACUGUUAAAAUGUGGCGUGUCGGGUUAAAAAAAAAAAAAAAAAAAAAAAAAAAACAGGCGCAGGUAGAAUUUAGUUGGGACACGGCCAUGGGUGUGCUUUGGGCACUGCAACUAAUAGGUGUGACUUUGUGGUAAGAUUUGCUGUAAGAAUGCAAUCACGUUUUUGUUGCAAAUGAAUCCUCUCCCAGAAAGAGCAAAAGUCACCUGAGAAUAUUUGUACUCCUAUGCAAUGGAAAUUACUUCCUGGCGUUGUCAGAAUAAUGACACGCAUGCUGGUUGCAAAUCAAAAAAGUAUUUUCCUAAAAUGCUCUGAGAUCAUUAGGUCCAUCAGUGCAAAGUAUUACUUUACUCCCAGCUUAAUUUUUUUAGGGUCUGGUUUCAACUUGACGUCAGGACGUUGUACUUUUAAUUUUUUAACGACCAGCUCUUCUGCAAUACUGCUAUCACUAGCGAAUUGCGCAGUAAUUUUCUGUAAUAACAUGGCGAGUUGCCAACUCAUCCUGUUAUCUGAUGCUGAUGAUUUUUGGGGGAUCAUUAGGUAGAGACUGUUGCUAUGGACUAAUGUUGAUUUACGAUGACAACCAAGAGGGGCCGGGUGGGGAGAGAUUGGUUAUCGCUACAGUCGAAUCCGACAGGCAAUACCGAAGGGACUUCGCUAAAUUAAUAUGAUGAUAUACUGAUACUUGGAAGACAUUUCUAUUAAAUUGGUGACGGUCUCUGAAUACGUUACCCCCCCCCCCCCCCCAAACAUCUCGACAAUUGCCUGGAUUGGGACGUUACUUUCUCGCUAUCUCUUUCAUCUUCCGUGAAAGAUGUAAAUUAUCAUUAUUAACCUAAAUGGACGGCGGGGGCAGUGAGCCAGAUUCCAGGGUACUGCAGUGUAUAUGUAGAUGGAGUCCGUUUAAAGAAAAUGCAGUACUGUUUUUUGUUUUUAGUCCGUUUAAAGAAAAUGCAGUAUUGUUUUUUGUUUGUAUAACUUAAUAUCUUGAUAUGUCUCUUGGCUUCUUUAGAAAGCAGCCUGAAAAAAAGUGGACAGGGUUUUAUUUUAUUUUCCAGAGAAAACUGAUUUUUUAAUUCGCGAGCGUUUUCAGCAGCGACAAUAAUUUAUAAGCAGAAGUGAUUCUUGCUUAGCAAAGCUACACCCUCAUACAGGAUGGUGCUUUGUGGUAAUGUGUUAGUGUGUUACCGCUUAUGACUGGUUCCCUUACGGUCGAGCUGGCCGUUUCUUAAAGUGAUCUGUGCCGGCCAUCCGUGCGAAAAAUGAGCAAUGUUGUUAAUGAAUUGCCGAUUGAACAUUUCACGUAUUUUCUGGAAAAUGUAGCUAGAGUGUAAUAUACUUACACUUUACAGGGUAAACUUUACUCGUUCUGCUGGUCAUGUGAUGAAAACCCAGUUUAUGUAAAUGUGGACCAAUUUCUUGUAAAGCUGCGAUUUUUUUUUCUGCUCAUUUUCUGAAACUAAGCACAGAUGACUGUCCCGUAAGCAAAACAUACAUUUUCUGAAACUAAGCACAGAUGACCGUCCCGUAAGCAAAACAUAUGUUAGCUUGCUGGCAGUUCCUGUAAUCAGAUGGGUGACGUAACAACUGAAAUCACUCAUUGUGAACGUCAUGAAAUCUUCUUGAUCUAUGAUGAAGUAAUACAUUGUUCAUUAUCGGGCAUGUUAUUCUGCUACGUGAAGCUCAACAAUUGUGAUUAGCGGUGUUAACAGCUUUUAUGAAGUUGGGCCGAGAUAACUGAAGCACAUAGGUAGUUCCUCGUCAGGUAACAGUUGUUUGUUAUAGCAAACCAAAACGAAAAUCACCUUUAUUUAAAUAGACGAUAAUAACCUAAGCUUGGCGUAACUUCACUUGUUAUUCCUCACACACGAAAAUCACAUUAAUUUAGUUAAAGCAAUGAGAUAGUUUAUUUGGGGCACUGCAAAUAAUUGAAUGAUGUAUGUUUAACCAUGUAGGUAGAAAUGGUUAAACAGACGCUAAGGAAUAAAUUUUUGCGUGUGAAAUCUUUCCCCGUGAAGACUGUACAAGUAACCUUUUUACUUUCUUUCUGAAAGGAAUUUAUGCUCAGGCAAGCAGACUCGAUAGCUUAGUGUGAAUUUGACUUAUUAGAAUCCCUUGGUGGUAAUUGUGUUUUUGAAUCUAUUAUCUUUACAUACAUAUUAUAUAACCUUGUAUUUGUACGUUUAUCAUGCAGCAAAAGGUGGUGGCACUUCUAUGUAAUAUUUUAGUUUAAUCCAGUACUAUUAAAUAUCUUGUCUACACAUUUUUCCCUCCAAUGUUAUAAAUAUGUAUAUUAAGCUUUUUUAUUUGUUGUAUUUAUUCCUGAAGUUGCUUUGUACUAAAAAAGGAGCAGUUUUGAGUUUGUACGAAUACUUUUUGUCGGCAUUAAUUCAAUGCAGUUUUCAUAUUCCGUUUGGCUCUUGGUACAUCCAGACCGUUCGGCUCUUGUAUAAAAAUAAUAGACAUUUAGGAAGAGGUUCUGCUUAAAAAGAGUACAGUCUGAAGUCCCGAAUCUCAUUCUGCUCUGUGCGUUUUUGCUUUGCUGUCCUCUUAUAAUAACAGUCCUGUUAUAAAGAGGUCAUUUGGUCAGUCCCAGCGACCUUGUAACAUGUAUACGAGAGAUACAUGUGCUUUGUGACAUGCAUGUAGGCUGACCCACCAAAACUGUUGGGUUCAAUACCUGGGGAAAUAGCUCUAGAUCUGCAUCCUGUCAGCAGGGCGACCGGUGAAAUUCAUCAAUUUAUCCAACCAGGGAAAGCGACGACGAUUCACAUUAUAUGAUGUGUCACAGAAAAUUGAGUGUGCUUGUUCAGGGUCUUGUGUUACAUUCUGGAUGCAGCAAAUGAUGGCAGGGGGUCAGGCCUGGUAAAUGAAAUACCUGGGAGAAAGACUGGCUGCUCACAAGGGUGCCUGGUUAUGCUUACUGUUUGCAAUCUUUUUUUUAAAGAGAUAGCUCUGGUUUUUUUUAAUUUUAUAAACAGUUCUACUUCCGUCCUUUAGUUUCAUUUAGAUACACUUUUUGUACCCUGGGAAAUUAUAUUUAAAGUCAAAACAAUUUAUUAAAAAACAAUGAAAUAAGUCGGGGACACUACCUUAUUUCAGUUGCUGCAAUUGAAAUAAGCAAUGAUGAUUUUGGGAGGUUUUUUCUAAUGCUAUUUAUCUACCCUUUUUUCAGAUCAGAUUUCAAAUUAUUUCCAGAUUCAAACAGUUCUCUCGUAUUCAGGCACGCUCGGGUAGUCCAGUAAGACCUCUGCUCUAGAGUUGUAGGGGUCAUGGGUUUGAAUCCCACCCAGGUAGUUGUGCAUGUGGACUGUUUUGCUGUGACGAAGUUGAAACGGUUUAGGGAUUUAAAAAAAAAAAAAAA
Asterias rubens (European starfish) is the source of this 10945-nucleotide messenger RNA. RefSeq lists its product as uncharacterized. The coding region runs from base 110 to 2179 and encodes 689 amino acids. Gene Ontology annotation, molecular function: sialyltransferase activity. NCBI's taxonomy places the organism in Eukaryota, Metazoa, Echinodermata, Asteroidea, Forcipulatida, Asteriidae. The transcript is spliced from 5 exons. The record is from RefSeq and is a predicted model, not a curated record.